Chanos chanos (milkfish) is the source of this 3372-nucleotide messenger RNA. RefSeq names its product karyopherin (importin) beta 1 (gene kpnb1). The transcript is spliced from 22 exons. Lineage: Eukaryota; Metazoa; Chordata; Actinopteri; Gonorynchiformes; Chanidae. Bases 260 to 2890 code for a protein of 876 amino acids. Gene Ontology annotation, biological process: protein import into nucleus. Gene Ontology annotation, molecular function: small GTPase binding. The record is from RefSeq and is a predicted model, not a curated record.
CAACACAGGAUGAGAACGAGCGGCAUUGCUCCUUAGAGAUCCUCUCCUACGUUAAGUAAUUCUAGAAAGAAAAUAGUACGUGGAAACUCAUCAGCUGGGAAAUAUCGGGCUUUUGUGUUUUUCCUCGCGCGUUUCCUCAUCUGCUUUAUUCUUCUGGUACAUAGGCUCAACACUGAAGAAAUACAAUCCGGUUUGACUUGUGCGCGGCAAUCUAACUAGCCAGCUAGCGACUACUUCAGUGAAGAGUGGCUGGGACAGAAUGGAGCUAAUAACAAUCCUCGAAAAAACUGUGUCUCCAGAUCGGAAUGAGCUGGAGGCGGCGCAGAAGUUUUUGGAGCAGGCGGCGAUUGAAAAUUUGCCCACUUUCCUGGUGGAGCUAUCCAAGGUGUUGGCUAACCCAGGGAACACACAGGUAGCGCGCGUGGCUGCCGGCCUCCAGGUGAAGAACUCUCUGACCUCCAAGGACCCAGAUGUGAAGACACGGUACCAACAGAGAUGGCUGGCCAUCGACGCCAACGCACGCAGGGAAAUCAAGAACUAUGUUCUCCAAACCCUGGGCACAGAGACGUACCGGCCCAGUUCGGCCUCCCAGUGUGUGGCCGGAAUCGCCUGCGCAGAGAUCCCAGUCUCCCAGUGGCCAGAGCUCAUCCCCCAGCUGGUGGCCAACGUGACAGACCCCAGCAGCACGGAGCACAUGAAGGAGUCCACCCUGGAGGCCAUCGGAUACAUCUGUCAGGACAUCGAACCUGAGCACCUCCAGGACAGCGCCAACCAGAUCCUCACCGCCAUCAUCCAGGGAAUGAGGAAGGAGGAACCCAGUAACAACGUCAAACUGGCCGCCACUAACGCACUGCUCAACUCACUGGAGUUCACCAAAGCUAACUUUGACAAGGAGACGGAGAGACACUUUAUAAUGCAGGUCGUUUGUGAGGCCACGCAGUGUCCAGACACCAGGGUACGAGUGGCUGCCUUACAGAAUCUGGUGAAAAUCAUGUCCCUGUAUUAUCAGUACAUGGAGACGUAUAUGGGUCCUGCCCUGUUUGCGAUCACAAUAGAAGCUAUGAAAAGCGACAUCGAUGAAGUUGCCUUACAAGGAAUCGAGUUCUGGUCCAACGUGUGCGACGAGGAGAUGGAUCUAGCCAUCGAGGCGUCCGAGGCGUCAGAACAAGGCCGCCCCCCGGAACACACGAGCAAGUUUUACGCCAAAGGAGCCUUGCAGUACCUUGUACCCAUUCUCACUCAGACGCUUACCAAGCAGGAUGAGAACGAUGACGAUGACGACUGGAACCCCUGUAAGGCGGCGGGCGUGUGCCUGAUGCUGCUGGCCACCUGCUGCGAGGAUGACGUGGUUCCCCACGUCCUGCCCUUCAUCAAAGAGAACAUCAAACACCCCGACUGGCGGUACCGCGACGCCUCCGUCAUGGCCUUCGGCUCCAUCCUGGAAGGACCCGAACUCAACCAACUCAAACCCCUUGUCAUCCAGGCCAUGCCCACCCUCAUCGAGCUAAUGAAAGACCCCAGCGUGGUGGUGAGGGACACCACGGCCUGGACGGUGGGCCGGAUCUGUGAGCUGCUGCCGGAGGCGGCCAUAAACGAGGUGUACCUGGCCCCUCUCCUGCAGUGCCUGAUCGAGGGCCUGGGGGCCGAGCCCCGCGUGGCAUCCAACGUCUGCUGGGCUUUCUCCAGCCUGGCCGAGGCCGCGUACGAAGCCACCGACGCUGCAGAAGACCAAGAAGAGCCCAGCACCUACUGCCUCUCCUCCUCCUUCGAGCUCAUCGUACAGAAACUUCUGGAAACCACAGACAGGCCGGACGGGCACCAGAACAACCUGCGCAGCGCGGCGUACGAAGCCCUGAUGGAGAUCGUCAAGAACAGCGCCAAAGACUGCUACCCAGCCGUGCAGAAGACCACCCUGGUCAUUAUGGAGCGCCUGCAGCAGGUCCUGCAGAUGGAGUCUCACAUCCAGAGCACGUCAGACAGAAUCCAGUUCAACGACCUGCAGUCCCUUCUCUGUGCAACCCUUCAGAACGUUUUGCGGAAGGUGCAGCACCAGGACGCCCUGCAGAUCUCGGACGUGGUGAUGGCGUCUCUGCUGCGGAUGUUCCAGAGCACGGCGGGCUCGGGGGGCGUGCAGGAGGACGCGCUCAUGGCCGUCAGCACCCUAGUGGAAGUACUGGGCAGUGACUUCUUGAAAUACAUGGAUGCCUUCAAACCUUUCCUCGCUAUCGGACUCAAAAACUACGCUGAAUAUCAGGUGUGCCUGGCUGCUGUGGGCCUGGUGUGCGACCUGUGUCGGGCUCUGAUGGCCAACAUUUUGCCUUACUGCGAUGAGAUCAUGCAGCUGCUGCUGGAGAACCUCGGAAAUGAGAAUGUACACAGGUCAGUGAAACCUCAGAUCCUGUCUGCAUUUGGUGAUAUCGCCCUUGCUAUCGGAGGAGAGUUUAAGAAGUACUUGGAGAUUGUUCUAGAUACUCUGCAGCAGGCCUCUCAGGCACAAGUGGACAAGACAGACUAUGACAUGGUGGACUACUUGAAUGAGCUGAGAGAGGGCUGUUUAGAGGCUUACACAGGGAUCAUCCAGGGCCUGAAAGGAGACCAGGAAAACGUGCACCCUGACGUAAUGCUGGUUCAGCCUCGCGUGGAGUUCAUCCUCUCUUUUAUCCACCAUAUCGCUGAGGACGAGGAUCACUCUGACGGCGUGGUGGCCAACGCCGCCGGACUCAUCGGCGACCUUUGUACAGUCUUCGGCAAAGACGUGAUGAAGCUGGUGGAGGUGAGGCCUCAGAUCAACGACCUGCUGACGGAGGGUCGGAGGUCCAAGACCAGCAAAACCAAGACCUUGGCCACAUGGGCCACCAAGGAGCUUCGCAAACUUAAGAGCCAAGCCUGAUUUCGAGCUGGUUGGGGAAACAGAAAAAAUCCAACAAUGAACAAUGAAAAAAAAAAAAAACACCCCACUGGAAUUUCUUCUGUCUUUUGCGCAUACAAGUUAAAGCAGAAGUGAAGCGUGCGCUGAGAUGAGUGUCUGAGAAUAUGAGCGAGUGAGAGCGAGCGAGCGAGAGAGAGAGAGAGAGCGAGCGAGAGAGAGAGAAAGAGUGAGAGAGAGAGAGAGAGAGAGCGAGCGAGGAUUGACAUCACACCACCUUCUGAGUACAAUUCCAGCAGUCGCCGGCAGUCAAGCAGUCGCCCCCCCCUCCAAAUAAACCUUUAUUGCCCCUUUCCAGUUGCCCCCCCCCCCCCAAACCCCCUUUUCCUCCUGCCUCCUAUGGACCGAACCUGACGUAACUUGGGACACCUCAAACCUGGAUUGCUGUAACUGGCUAGUUGUAUAGAAACUCUUUACAAACUUAAAAAAAAAAAAAAAAAAUUAGU